Messenger RNA from Soboliphyme baturini, 726 nucleotides. Lineage: Eukaryota; Metazoa; Nematoda; Enoplea; Dioctophymatida; Soboliphymatidae. The record is from the annotation of a GenBank genome assembly.
AUGGUGUAUUUAGUUUACGAGGUGUUUGAAAACGUGGCCACCUACUACGACAAAAUGAACGAUGUGAUGAGUUUUGGCAUACAUCGUCUGUGGAAAGACCUGUUCGUCAAGAAACUGAAUCCGUUGCCAUCGACGAAAGUGCUCGAUGCUGCCGGGGGUACAGGAGACAUCGCUUUUCGUAUUCUGAAGCGGUCAGCUUUGAACGGUCAUCAUGGUCCCACCGCUAGGGACUACGCGUUCGUGACCGUGGUCGAUAUUAAUGCCGAUAUGCUUCGCAUUGGUCAGCAACGUGGCCAUUCGUUUCCAACCGAAUAUCUGGAUUGGGUUCGUGGAAACGCCGAAGAUCUACCGUUCGAAAACGACACGUUUGACGCGUACACCAUCGCGUUCGGCAUACGCAACUGCACCCACGUCGAUUACGUAAUAAAAGAAGCACACAGAGUAUUAAAACCGGGCGGUCGUUUCAUGUGUCUUGAAUUCAGUAAGGUGAAUAGCCCAGUGCUUUCUAAAAUUUAUGACUGGUACUCGUUCAAAGUUAUUCCUGUUAUGGGAAGCAUAGUGGCAAACGAUAGAAAAUCAUAUCGUUAUCUCGUCGAGAGCAUCAGACGCUUUCCGGAUCAGGAAACGUUUAAGAGGAUGAUAGUCGACGCGGGCUUCAGCGAAGUCACCUAUACAAACUUGAGCAACGGGAUUGCUGCCAUUCAUUCCGGAUUCAAACUUAAGUGA